UGUUAUUUAUAAGUUUAGAUUUCAAUGAAUGACAUAUGCUUUUACUUUGCAGUGCUUCCUGAGGCAGCAAAAGUUUCUUCUGGUCCAUAUGUAACCACAACUUUACACCCUGGUGUUCUGGCUUUUGUUGGACAACCGAAGACCCUGAACAUAUCGGAGAUCACGUGGCUGGGUGGCGUCUCGAACUCCUCACACGUCACACUAGAAGUGAAUGGCACGGCAGAGACCUACGAGCUGGCUUUUAACAAGACGGAGUCGCAGCUGGAGGAGUGCGCGACCCCUGGUGGAGGUCCUGGGCAGUGCCGCCACCUGGCCAACUGCGUGCUGCCCAACUUCACUGGCAGCCUCGAUGACUUCCUGCCCUACCUCUGUGUGGUCGACGGCAGUUACGUCGGAGCUUGUUGUCCGGACAACACAGUUCCCCCCACGAUCAUUGGAUGAGCCGUAUGCCGACUGCCGAGACCGCUAAUCCAAGCAGAGGUUUGUUCCAGAUAUUGCCUUACAGAGCUGUGAAGAACAAAACAGGAAUUGUUGAAUCAUUUGUAUUAUCUCUCGGUUAUUAUUCACAGAAAUUAAAUAUUGUCACAACAGAAA
Schistocerca serialis cubense is the source of this 594-nucleotide messenger RNA. RefSeq lists its product as uncharacterized. Lineage: Eukaryota; Metazoa; Arthropoda; Insecta; Orthoptera; Acrididae. The transcript is spliced from 4 exons. Bases 25 to 441 code for a protein of 138 amino acids. The record is from RefSeq and is a predicted model, not a curated record.